GAAUUCUGGCCGGCGAGCACCCCAGACAAGCCCUCAAGAAUACGCUGCCGUUCCUCAGAGCCCUCGCACAGGCAUGCCUGUCGUCUCACCUGCUUCACCAGGACUACGACCUCCUGCAUCGACCUCCACCAUACAGCAAGGCAGGGGCUCCAUUGCACAAGGCGUUGCCAGCGGCGCCAUCGGCGCAGGAUACGGACCUUAUUCAUACAAUCCUUUGAACCGCGAUACUGGCCUGUACAACGGCUCACGAUUUAGUGCAGCGCCUUCGGAAGUCUCAUCAGUCGCGGGAGGCAAUGGCGAAAAGGUGUUUCCUUCAAACACAUCGACAGUCCCUCAUUAUCUCUGGGAUAAGGAUCCUGAUCUCGACGAUGCCCUCCACAACCCAGACCCUGUCCGGGACGCUCAAAUGGACCGCUCAUUUACCUUAUUCUCUGCGAGAGGCUGGUUAAACGCUGGUGCCCUCUUCAUCCUUGUGGUUGGACUCAUCACACUUUUUGCUGGAUACCCCGUCAUCGUUUUUUACACCAAAGAAACUGUCACGACCUCAGGGUUCAAUCUCGGUGGUAUCAAUGGUUCUGGCCAGGUCCCCGACCUCCCCGGCCUCCCUUCUCUCAUUGACAGCGAUACGCCUUCAGAUGCGUAUACGCGCACAGGUCAAGAUGGCAAGAAGUACAAUCUUGUCUUCAGUGAUGAGUUUAAUACGGAUGGACGGACCUUUUACCCCGGUGAUGAUCCCUACUGGGAAGCAGCUGACUUGCAUUACUGGCCUACGGGAGACCUUGAGUGGUAUGACCCCAGUGGCGCCAUUACCGAAAACGGGAAGCUUGUAUUGACACUCAGCGAGGAGGAUGUUCACGAUCUCAACUUCAAAAGUGGCAUGAUUACAUCGUGGAACAAGUUUUGCUUCAUGACGGGUUACGUCGAGGUUUCCGUCAGCAUACCUGGAAGCUCAACAGUCCCUGGUUUCUGGCCUGGUGCAUGGACCAUGGGCAACUUGGGACGAGCAGGCUAUGGCGCCACGACAGAUGGUAUGUGGCCUUACAGCUACGAUACAUGCGACCUUGGAACCUUCCCGAAUCAAACAACUGCAGAUGGCGAACCCGCCGCGGCCCUCACGGGUUCUAAUUAUGGGGGAGCUCUUAGCUACCUACCCGGCCAGCGAGUGUCUGCUUGUACAUGCAGUGGAGGGGACCAUCCCGGUCCAAGCGUAGAUGUGGGCCGCGGGGUUCCCGAAAUCGAUAUCCUCGAACAUCAAAUUGACGUCGACAUAUGGCAAGGAGAAGUGUCGCAGAGUUUCCAGAUCGCACCCUUCAACUACCAGUAUAGCUUCGUUAACACCACACCAGCUACUACCGUCACUAAUGAUACGAUCACCUCUUUCAACCCGUACAAAGGUGGAACGUACCAGCAAGCCAUCUCUGCGUUGACCCUCAUUGACCCUACACACUACAAUGACGUGGCAUACGGAACAUAUGGGUAUGAGUGGUGGUCAGAUCCUGACAACCGGGAUGAUGGCUAUAUACAAUGGUAUAGUGGAGGCGUAGAGUCAUGGCAGAUCACGGCUGCUACCAUCGGGCCCGAUACGACAGUGGAAGUCAGUCAGCGCCUCAUACCCGAGGAACCAAUGUACUUGAUUCUUAACCUGGGAAUGUCACCAAACUUCCAGGCAGCUGACUACAAGCACUUGGUCUUUCCAGGCAAAAUGUAUAUCGACUAUAUACGGGUAUAUCAACGUUCAGGGACGAAGAAUGCUGUGACAUGCAAUCCUUCAACGCGGCCUACGCAAGAUUACAUUAACAACCAUAUUGAUGCAUAUACAAACCCCAAUUACACAACAUGGACAGAUGCUGGAUAUGACUUCCCUCGAAAUUCUCUGUACGACGGUUGUUAAAAUCCGAUGCCCUUUCGUCGUCAACGCCACAUUAUCAUUCUACUCCGAGCACUAUAUCUACACGCGACGUUUUGGCUGAAGCACAAGACGAACUUUGCAUAAUGAUUUGUUAUACCACAUAGCUAUUCACGAUCCAACCCACACGAUGCUAGGCUUCAUGACGCCUCCGCUGUAUUCGACACACCACAGGUUAAAGGACCUACAUAUUUAUUUCCCAUGUUUGAUUAUACUUAGUAAAGUUAAGCUUUCGGACACUUUGGCAUUAUACAUACACUCGUUUGGAUUUUCAGAGGUUGGAUUCAGGCAGUAAAAUUGAUUGGGGUGUUCAGACCAUUAAAGUAUUUUUGGGAUCCGAAUCGCGAGGCGAAGGAUGAAUGCCAUUUUAAUGUUGAUGGGGAU
Molecule: messenger RNA, 2290 nt
Organism: Guyanagaster necrorhizus
Lineage: Eukaryota; Fungi; Basidiomycota; Agaricomycetes; Agaricales; Physalacriaceae
Product: glycoside hydrolase family 16 protein
Exons: 7
Coding region: 74-1891 (605 amino acids)
Biological process (GO): fungal-type cell wall organization; (1->6)-beta-D-glucan biosynthetic process
Cellular component (GO): endoplasmic reticulum membrane; plasma membrane
Molecular function (GO): glucosidase activity
Source: RefSeq, a predicted model, not a curated record